AUGAUGUACUUUCUGGCUCAUGAUGUGCGGUGGGACUUAUUAAAGAAACAAUGGCAUGCUGCCGCACGUCAAAGGCGUGCUGCUAUACGGGCAAAACGUGUUCAGUACAAUGAAGAUCAUGAGCAGUCCCUGUGCAAUACUCGGUUAAAUAGGAGCGGGAAGCAGAAGAAAUUUCACCAAAAUGGGGAUAGGCCAUUAGAUGAAGGGCAAGCAUGUGAUGUGCAGUGGGAAUUACUGAAGAAACAAUGGCAUGCUGAUGCACGUCAAAGGCGUGCUGCUAUACGGGCAAAACGUGUUCAGUACAAUGAAGAGCUUGAGCCAUCUAUGCCCAAACCACUGUUAGAUAGGAUGGGGGAGCAGAAGAAAUGUCACCAAAAUGGGGAUAGGCAAUCGGGUGAAGGGCAAGUAAGUAAGGGAAAGGACCAUGACGGGGGCUUUGAUCAUCUUUUGAUACUUGCACAGUCAGCUGAAUUACUGUCAGAAUCUGAAGUUUGCUUCCAUGAGGAACACAGAAAUGACGAAAAUAGUGAAGGAUUAUGUACUGAUCCAAAUGCUCAAAAGUCAGAAGAAAAUCUUAGCAAUGCAACUUCUACUGAUCAGAAAUAUAUAGGGACACAAAAUGAUGGACUUCUUGCAAGUGCUAAUGUAGGAGCUGAACAGGAUGGAAUCUGUUGCCAGGCCAAAAUACCUCGCUUAAGUCAAAUUCGGCGACAAGCUCGAUCUAAAACUCAUUUCUUGGUGCAAGAUAAUAAUGGGGAGUACACUGAUGAUCAUUUACAAGGAAGAACACCUCGCUUAAGCCAAAUCCGGCGUCUAGCUCGUUCUAGACAUUUACAAAAACCAGAUGAGCAGAAUCUAGGAAGAGUUACUGCUGUACAAGGUCAAACAGUUGCAAAGUGCAAUCUCCCAAAGGAAAAUGGUGUGGAUGAACGCCAUAUAAAUAUGAGAAUCAAUCAACCUGCUUCUGAUAGAAGACGGUGUCAGAAAAUGCAAAACACUAGUAAACAGUCAUAUAUAAUUGGACAUCAAAAAGAAAUAAAUAACAGAACACUAGCGUGUAGAAGUCACAGGUUUGUGGGAGUUAGUAGUGACCUUGGACAACUUAAGGAACAACAACGUCUUGCACGGCAUCUUAGAGCAUUAAAAAUUAGCAAACGAAGGGGACAACUGAGGACAGAACAUAUAGAUUCUUCAGUGCGGGAAAAAAUGCAUGCCUUGGAGAAAACCCAGGUUGGACUGACUGGUCUAGUAGAUCCACAUUGCCUGUCAUGCAUGUCAAUGAUGUCAAGGGAGCAAAAUCUAGUUGCAUGCCAGCAAGAGCUGCUAGGAACAUUUGCAUGGAAUAAUGAAAUGACAGAAACCUACCUCGGUGCAACAAAAAUGCAGGGACAACAUAUGGUCAACCAACCAUGGGGCCAGAUGCACAAUGGGGGAACAAGUUUACUCUUUCCCAUUUUAGCAAUGCCAUUGAGGGAAUAUUGCUGUAUGCCUGAAUAUCAACAAAGAUCACAACAAAUUGAUGAAAAAAUGGCAUUAAAGAAUAUGCAUAAAGACUUCAAUAAUUGUGUACUAAAUGAUAAAGCCUGUCCUGCAGAGCUGGAUGGUAGACCAAUGAAAAUGGUUCAUAAAUCUCAGCUAGCUGCUAAUUCUUUGAGCCACGAAGGUUAUACUUGUUGACGGAUGGACACUUUUCUCUAUAGUGUUAGUAAAAGAUAUGUUUGUCAUUUA
Molecule: messenger RNA, 1728 nt
Organism: Quercus lobata
Lineage: Eukaryota; Viridiplantae; Streptophyta; Magnoliopsida; Fagales; Fagaceae
Exons: 8
Coding region: 1-1677 (558 amino acids)
Source: RefSeq, a predicted model, not a curated record